UGCCCUAUAUAUGCGAAAAUCAAAGCGUAAUAGAAUACCGUCCCGCACAUAAACUACGCCAUCACGCUAUACUAAAACUCUCUGCAAAGUUUGUUUGCAGAACGGUAACGCUGUUACCCUUAACCCCGCUAUUAUGCUUAAGUUAACCUAAAACUGUCUAAUGACACUACCUACUGUAUUCGCAUGGACACAAUGUUGGCAGGGCCAAUCUGUUUUCUGCGCUUUCUGGAGGUUGCAAAUAGCCAAGAGUAAAAUGUAGAAGAAAUAACUCAAGAAAAAUUAUAAAAUGCUAAGUUAUGACGUUAUUAAGUGUCGCAACAUGCUAAACCUUACUGUGGGUUACAUUUAAAAAACAGUAAUCUCCUGCUUCACGGCUGGCCACAUUCAUAGCGGCUCGGCGGCGUUCGCCGCUGGAUCGUCGCAUGAGGGGCGGUGAGGCGAAAACAUGGCGGCGAGUCUCGCUACAUUUUUUGAUGCGCGAACAUCGUCGGUGAAGUUCGCUCCAUGAGGGUCAGGCUUUAUUGAAAACUUUGGCUGAGGUGGCAGCCCAUGACAUCACUGCACUCCAUGUCUUCCGACAUUCAUAGAUUUUAUAGUUGAAAACCUUUAUUUGUUGAAGUAUGUUCUGAUUUUAGAACACUGGGCAUUGGACAAUCAUGUGAUGUAUAUAUUGAGGAAAUCCGACAGGUCAACCAGCUAUGCUUCGAUGUUUUCUGAGAUUCCCCUCGAGAUACUGGACUAGCAAAAUGCUCAUUAUUAGCAGUAGCAUCUGGUGUGGUCGGAUUUUCGCAUUCCGUAAUUGCAGUUUGGUUUUCAACAACCACUGAAGAUGAGUCACAACAAGACACCUCCACCUCUUUGAUUUCUGUGAUUUUGAAACUGGAUAACUGUUUUGUCUGAAAACACACAUCAGGGUCCACAUAGGCGACCAGCCACUUCAAUGCCCCUCAUGCUCUCAGACUUUGUGAUCCUAUAUCACUGCACCAUCUGUUCCAAGUUGUUUGUGUUGGCCAAUCAUUUGAGGGAACAAUCACUUGAGGGAACCUCGCCAUGGUGGGUUAGCGGCUAUGACAUUGCUCUGCUAAGCACGAGGUCAUGGGAUCAAAAGUCGGUUGCGGCAGCCACAUUUUGAUGGCGGCGAAUUCUGAAAAUGCUGGUGUGCCGUGCAUUGGAUGCACAUCAAAGGGAAACUCUGGCGUUUUUUAACUGUAUUGAAAUAUUCUCAUUUUCAAGUGGUGUUGACACUCUCGUCACCGGCAGGGUUGUUCAAUUUGAUUAGAAAGUCAUCACUAACUUUAAAUAACCAAUAAACAAAGAACCGAAACUGAAACGGGUAGCUGCUUCGUUUGACGUCUUCGAUCAGUUGAUGUCGGAUCCUACACUGCCGUAAUGUAAACAUGCAGUAGAUGUGGUGCUAACAACAAAAAAGCGAAGCUGACGAUGUCUUCUGACCACACUCGGAGCUAUUCCAUCUCGUUCGAACUAGAUAUGAGCGCUCAAGGAUUGCCGUUUGCUUUUGACGUUCCACAUGAUGCAGCUAACGUGCCCCAAGCUCUGUGCAUUGUGCUGCGGCAAGACGACGAGAAGCACUGGUUAUCACGUCUUUCAAAACGAUGAUUGUCGGCCGUCGUCUUGUUGAAAGAGGAGCACCUUCGUCACUUCUGGACGAGGUGACGGUGUAACCUCUGACAUCACGAACACAAGGCGGCCUGUAAAAAGUCAUACAACAACAAUUGGAGAGUUCCUAAAAACUAAGAUCACUUCAUAGCCUGUGUUCUCUUGUUCUAAUCUUGAAGAAUUACCUGUGCUUUGCUUACUAUGUUUAUAGCAUGCAAUAAUGCACCUGUUUGCAUAAAAUAAACAUAAGAGCAUAUGAGCACUUAAUGGCCCGUCAAGAUACUGCUAGGAGUACUAGACACCUUACACAAUUUAUUUGACGCUGCGCAAUAUCUGUUGUUUUCUAUUCGUUUGUGUGGUAGAAGCAGUGGUUUGCUAUGGUGCAUUGUUAGUUGUAUUCUCCACAGUAGACAUGACUGUGGAAUGCAUUGAUGGACUGCAUUGCUUAUUCUUUGUUGAGGUAGUUCUUACAUUGUGAGACGACAUGCCCGGUUUACCUUGCCUACUGUUUCAAUAAUUUCACCUGCACUUAUAUUGAAUGGUUUACUGGUGCAUAGGCUGUGGUAAAAAGAACAAACUUUAAUGAGUAUGCCAACAUGAUCACAAUGGGUAACAAAGGCUAACACUAUGGUGUACAAAUGUCUGGGCAUCAAGUUAGUCAUUUUAAGACAAUGUAUCCUAAAUGGCUGACAAUUACAUAAAUUUUUAUCUGCACUGUUGUACAUGCAGUAUUUUUUUGUCUGAUAAAUAUUGAGGAUAGCAUUAAGCUUUCAGUAUAGUGUGAAAGCUUUUCAUAAUACAAAACUUUCUUUUUUGUGAAAGUAUGUUAUUUCACAAACCUGGCCAUUAAAGAAACGCAUAUUCCCUCCUUUGUGCUGUGUGCACACCAAGAUAGUGCAUGAAAAGCAAAAGCAAUGAUGAAGAUAAUGUUUAAAACAUGUUGCUUACAUCAUGAUAAGCCUCUGGUUGGCCCUGUGCUGCAAGUUUGAAUAUUAGGUAGAAUGUUUCAAGUGUAGACAGCUGGGUGCUUGCUUUCAAUGGCAGUAUGCCAUGUAGUGCGGGCCUGCUUUUUUGACUGUUUUUGACAAUGUUUUACACCAGGCAUAAUUUUGAAGUCGGUAGUAGGUGAUUUCCAGUUAUGCUAUACAUGAAAUAGCUGACGUGCCUGUAGAGAGUUCUCACAUGUAGUCCACAUUCUAUAAGUUUGAUUACACUGGGUGAAUUGAAAAUUCUCAAACCAAUAAUUCCCUAGCUUUACGUUUUUCAUGAUUGUAAAGAUGCAAUAAAUGUGCUGAAACUCAAUUUCCAGUGGAGAAUAUUAAUUGGUGCCUGAAGGGAAUAUGAAUAUUGCGGAAGAGUGGUUUGUUUGACAAUUUUUUAUAUCACGCUCAAGAACUACAGGACUAACAAAAGGCUUAUCAUUAGCAAUAGAGCCUGUGUGUUCUAAUUGUGGCAUUUCUUAAAUGCAAUUUGGUUUUCAUUGUGCAGGAUCAAAGCAGUCAUCCUGGCCAUCAACUACCGCGGAUGACAAGUCGCAGCAAAUGAACCUCCACCGCUGUGAUAUCUGCGAAUAUGAAACUGGAACACUGUCCAAUCUAAAAACACACAUCAGGCUUCACAUAAAGGAGCGGCUAUUUCAAUGCCAUUUGUGCCCUCAAAGCUUCUCGGAAAGAUCUAGCCUGACUACGCAUUUGCGCAUUCACUCAGGCGAGAAGCCAUUUCACUGCCCUUCAUGCUCUAUGAGCUUCUCGCGAAAGGGCAAUCUGAACAGACACCUGCUUGUCCACACUGGUGAGCGCCCAUUUAAAUGCGAUUUGUGCCCUCGAAGUUUCUCGGAAAGAUCUAGACUGACUAUGCAUUUGCGCAUUCACUCAGGCGAGAAGCCAUUUCACUGCCCUUCAUGCUCUCUGAGCUUCUCGCAAAAGGGCACUCUUAACAGACACCUGCUUGUCCACACUGGCGAGCGGCCAUUUCAAUGCCAUUUGUGCCCUCAGAGCUUCCCGAAAAGAUCUUGCCUGACUAGGCAUUUGCGCAUCCACUCAGGAGAGAAGCCAUUUCACUGCCCUUCAUGCUCUCUGAGCUUCUCGCAAAAGGGCACUCUUAACAGACACCUGCUUGUCCACACUGGUGAGUGGCCAUUUCAAUGCUAUUUGUGCCCUCAAAGCUUCUCGGAAAGAUCUAGCCUGACUACGCAUUUGCGCAUUCACUCAGGCGAGAAGCCAUUUCACUGCCCUUCAUGCUCUCUGAGCUUCUCGCAAAAGGGCACUCUUAACAGACACCUGCUUGUCCACACUGGUGAGCGGCCAUUUCAAUGUGAUUUGUGCCCUCAAAGCUUCUCGGAAAAAUCUAACCUGACUAAGCAUUUGCGCUUUCACUCAGGCGAGAAGCCAUUUCACUGCCCUUCAUGCUCUCUGAGCUUCACGCAGAAGGGCACUCUUAACAGACACCUGCUUAUCCACACCGGUGAGCGGCCAUUUAAAUGCGACUUGUGCAAUCGUAGGUUUUCUCAGGCAUGCAACCUGAAGGUUCAUUUGUGCAUCCAUUCAGGCAAGCGACCAUACCGCUGCACCGUCUGCUCCAAGUCCUUUGUUUUUUCUUCUCGCUUGAGGAAACAUAUGAAAACACACCACCAUGACAGCCCCGAGUAGGUCACCAGCCAUGUAGGUGUGCAUUAUGAAUCUAUAUACCUGCGCAGUAUGUUGCAUGGCAUUCUGGUGUAUCAGGAAGCAAAUGUUGACAUUCAUAUGUUUUUAUGUGUACUUCUUUAUUUUUUUUCUUCUCGUGAAAUAAGAGGUAGUCUGUGUAAGAUUUUACUGUGCUAUGGUGUUAACCUUAGUGAAGGGUGAUUGAUAGAAAAACAUACCCGCUGCAGUGGCUUAGUCAGCUAAGGCAUUGUGCUGCUGAGCAUGAGAUCGCGGGGUCGAAUCCCGGCCGCGGCGGCCGCAUUUCAAUGGAGGCGAAAAUGCAAAAACGCCCGUGUGCUUGUGUUGUAGCGCACAUUGAAAGAACCCCACGUGGUCAAAAUUAAUCCGGAGCCCUCCACUACGGCGUGCCUCAUAAUCAGAACUGGUUUUGGCACCUAAAACCCCAGAAAAGAAGAAGAUUGGAAAACAUGAUUUUGAAUUAUGGUCGCCUGCAUCAAUACCAGGUAGCAUGUUCUUCAUUGCAGUGCCUAUUCCACACAAUACAUUUGUAUAUAUUCAAGUGGAUUAAGGUCCUCUCAAACUGAAGAACAAAGAUCCAUAGAUUGAUAGUGUCAUGGUAUCCAGUCCGCACUCAUUUUCAUGCUGUGAAUUUGCGAGGACAUUGUGCUGGCAUGUGGACCUUUAUUGAGUCGUAGUGUGAUAAGUUUUAUCAGCUAUAUUAUGUACAGCCUUUGGUAAAAGAAAUGACUCCUGUAGGAGCACAGAUGCAGCUUUCUCAUUGAGGAGGUCACGGUGCUGUUAGGUGCUAGUACUUUGACAUUUUGACCAACGCAGGAGGGGGUGAACAAGGCAUUUCAUAUGCAGCUCCCAUCAGUAACAUACUGCAUUUCUUUUGCCAAAGGCAAAAGGCAUGCAGUAUUGUGCCUUGCGGCUGGUGUGAGAGGUUCAUUAUUGGCUACGCUUUUGUUCCCUACUUAUUGUGCCAUGUGUAUGACUAGUAGAAUAGUUAUGCUAUAUUCACAUUCCCACUAUCUAGGAUUUGUAGAAUGUGUGAUAGUUCUUGUUAGUGGUUGUACCGUGGGGAGUUUUUCUUCAUGUGUGUGACUGGUACAUGCAGUUAUGUUCUGUGGGCAUGCAAAAAUGUGAUCUGCUCUAUUCAUCUCGCCUUUUUAUUGCCUGUUGGGUGUAGUAGUUAUUUUUAAAAUUUUUUUUCUUGAUACUCUGUCGUGUCAUUGUCUUCAUGCAUGGAAGCAUUCCUUAACUGCAGUUGAAUGACUGGCCUUCACUACGAAUUGACAGUCUUUUCUGGAGGACCAUAUCAAUCACUGUGCUUGAUGAGUGCAUUGCUAAUGUUUAUAUAUGUUUUCUUUUUGUUUGCACUUAUAGUGAUAACCUCCGUUGCAGUCGUUCGUCAAUAAACAAUCUUUCUCUUACGUUUAUAAAGUAUCCUUGGCAUUUUAUUAUCUUCGAUGCUCUAGUACAAUAUCAGUGAUGGCACUUCCAAGUAUUAUUGCUCAUUGCCAGUGAACACCUCUGUUAUGAUAUAUAUGCAUCAGAAAUUUAAUAUGUCAGCCAGUUCUUAAGUUCCAUGUGUGCUUUAUUUUCCGACGUUGGUUCAUCUAAGACACUGGUAAUUCUGCUUCCUUUUCUGUUCCAUCUUUUUCCGAUGUAGAGUUCAGAUGAAUGUUUGAAUACCUUGAAAAGCUUUAGUCUGAAAAGCACAUUUUCAAGCCCUUAUAUGUCUGCAAAUUUUUACAGAUCAUUAAGGUAUUUGAAUUCUGAUUCGGCAAUCAUAUGUGCCACCUCCUCCUCCUCGAGAGAAAUUUACGCUUCUUUGAUGGCGUAGCUAUUUCGACCGGACACACACCAAAGAGAAAACGGCAGCUAUUGUGGUGAUCCCGCACUGUACCCGUGCAGUCUCACGCAGACGCGUGAUUCUAGCCACCCUAGCGUGAUUACCACGCGUGGCUAUGGAUUGCAGUGGCUCAAAUUGGUACUUUGAAUUUGAUUUCGUUUUCGAAAACCGCGUUCAAGCGGACAUACAAUCGCCACAGCUUUGAAGGGCCUUCUAAUUUGACUACGCAGCAGUUCCAGUUUAGUCCCAGUUUCGUUCUCGAAAAGUUAGUUGAAGCGGAAAUACCGAAUAAAACACCUUCGUUAUGAAGACAAUUUUUUGUAUUGCGCUUAAAUCUUGUUAUAACGAAGUUGCACGGGCACCGAAUUUUUUUCAUUAUACCCAUUAGUUGGUUAUAGCCACUGACUAAUGAUUAUACGACUAAUUACAGGUAAUUCAUCACAGAGGUAUCAGCUCCUGUCACAGCUGAGCUGCUGUAUCUACCAGUGGCGCACCGACGGGGGGGGAUUCGGGGGUUGUAACCCCCCCCCUGAGGCCGACUUAACCCCCCCUUUUGUUUAACCCCUUUUCUUUCCUUACGCAUUUGAGUGCUGCAACUAAGAUGUAAGACGCGCAAUCGUCUGCACACUCGCAAAAAGCGCAUUUUUUUGACAAUUUCCCGUGAAGAAAUCGAAAUUAGUGCUGUUUAGAUGGUAUUGGCAAACUGUCAACCCCCCCUGGCGGAGAUCCUGGGUGCGCUACUGGUAUCUACAGUAAAGUGCUAAUCGAAAAACAACGAAAAACUGGGAUGAAACACAAAAACAUAAUAGCUGAUUUUAUUGUGCUCGACGCUAACCGCGUAGCCUUUCAAGUAGAUGGCGCGAAAAAGUUUGAUGCUUCGCUGCUAUCUCGAAGCCAUCUUCGCCGUCUUCGUACCCGCCAAAGUCUCUGGCUUUUCUCUGGAGUAGUGCCCCACUCAGGGGCAAAUUAGCAGCCCGUGCUUCCGAAAACCACUUGAACAGUGCCUCUUCCACUGCUUCAAAGGCAGGAAGACCGAAGCUUCUUCCGCAUACCUUUUACGCCGUGUGCAACAGCGCCAGUGAUGCUGAGAAUUUUCCUUGCUGCUGAGAAUUGUAGAAAGUGGGCUCGGCACGAUGCCGAAGUCCUUGGCCACUUGCGUUUUCUUCGUCCCUGAUGCAACAGCUCCAAUUAUGGCUGCCUUUUGAUCCAGAGCGAUAACUUUCUGUUUUCGUUUUGAGCAGCUGCUACCGUCAGUCAUUUUCCUGUCGUGUAACCGGCAACACAACGUAAAAAGCAAAGGGGCUGACAGACUUACGCCCACUUCCGAAACAAAGGAAACGAGUGCGCACAGCACGCUAACAGAAGUUAGGCUUGGCCAGCUUGGCUUGGUUA
Messenger RNA from Dermacentor silvarum, 7509 nucleotides. RefSeq names its product zinc finger protein 239-like. Lineage: Eukaryota; Metazoa; Arthropoda; Arachnida; Ixodida; Ixodidae. Gene Ontology annotation, molecular function: DNA-binding transcription factor activity; RNA polymerase II cis-regulatory region sequence-specific DNA binding. The transcript has 2 exons. The record is from RefSeq and is a predicted model, not a curated record. Gene Ontology annotation, biological process: regulation of transcription by RNA polymerase II. The coding region runs from base 3081 to 4265 and encodes 394 amino acids.